CUUGGAGGCGGGGACUUGCGGAAGGAAUUUCUGUCUGCAUCUUCCUCGUCUUCUCCGAGCCGUAGUGUUAUAACAUCCUGACUUCCCCGUCCCCCACGUUUCGGCCGCCACGCAGACACUCUCUCGGGCCCCCAGGGCCUUUAUACCGCCUGAACAUUCACUUUUUCUAGAACCUGCUUUCCUUAUCUCCUUUCCCUGGCCUGAUAAAUCCGGUGCAUCCUGUGGGUCUCAGCUACAAGUACACCAUAGUUGAAGAAAAAUGAUGGAAGAGAGUGGAAUAGAGACAACACCCCCUGGAACUCCUCCACCGAAUCCUUCGGAACUUGCUGCUGCUACUGCCGCAGUGUCUUCCACCCCAGCUCCUCUGGCUGCAACCAGUUCUUCCUCUUCUCCAGAUGUGUCUCCCAUGCAGCCCUUGCCACCCCACGCAUACUCUACCCCUCAGCCGUCCCUUCCUCCUGUGAGGCCUUCGGCCUCGUUGCCUUUUGUGCCUCCCUCACCAGUCCCUUCUGCCCCACCACUUGUUACUUCUAUGCCAACUCCUGUUUCUCCACCCUCUGCUGCUGCCUUCAGUAAUCCGCCUGUGUCCCACUUCCCACCUUCACCUUCUUCCCCGAGUACUGUUCUGUCUGCUCCGCCUUCGGGUCCUCCUACAUCAGGAUUUGCUGUUGGUUCGCCUUAUGACAUUACAAGGGGCCAUGCAGGAAGAGCUCCCCAGACACCCCUGAUGCCAUCGUUUUCUGCACCUCCAGUAACAGGUAUUUUGCCAACUCCCAUUACUCAGCAAGCCAGUCUGACAUCUCUGGCCCAGGGAACUGGAACCACAUCAGCCAUUACUUUUCCAGAGGAACAGGAAGAUCCUAGAAUUGUUAGCGGUCAGGAUGAAGCAUCUGCUGGUGGACUCUGGGGUUUUAUUAAGGGUGUGGCUGGAAAUCCUGUGGUGAAAUCUGUGCUUGAUAAAACAAAACAUUCCGUAGAAAGCAUGAUUACAACGCUGGACCCUGGCAUGGCUCCGUAUAUCAAAUCUGGAGGUGAACUGGAUAUUAUAGUGACUUCGAAUAAAGAAGUAAAAGUUGCUGCUGUCCGAGACGCCUUCCAGGAGGUCUUUGGUUUAGCUGUGGUUAUGGGGGAAGCCAUUCAGGCCAACAUUGCCCCACAACCAGUGGGCUAUGCAGCUGGAUUAAAAGGUGCCCAGGAACGGAUAGAUAUCUUGCGUAGAAAUGGAGUGAUCCAUGAAAAACAGAUUGCUGUGUCAGUAGAAAACUUCAUUGCAGAAUUGCUACCUGAAAAAUGGUUUGACGUGGGUUGUUUGAUAGUUGAAGAUCCUGUCCAUGGCAUUCAUCUAGAAACAUUUACACAAGCUACACCAGUGCCUUCGGAAUUCGUACAACAGGCUCAAAGUCUAACUCCCGAGGACUACAAUCUGAGGUGGUCAGGCCUUUUGGUGACAGUGGGCGAAGUCCUGGAAAAGAGUUUACCAAAUGUCAGCAGGACUGAUUGGCACUUGACUUUCACAGGCAUGUCGCGUCGACAGAUGAUAUACAGUGCAGCCAAAGCAAUAGCGGGCAUGUAUAAACUGCGCCUGCCGCCCAGGACCAUGUGAGAGGACACUUACCUAGGGGACUGAGCCGUCCUCACCUCAAGCCUGGUAGGAAAGCAGAGAUCGUCCCUUCUGAACCUGGACAGCUUCAGUGAUCUAGCAGUUUCCAUAAUUUUCCUGUAGGCUAGAAAGGCAUGGGGUCGUGCCAGCUGAUGAGAAGAAACAGACCCUUUUUGUCAUGCCUGUGUAAUUUCAUGUACCAUAGUUCUCCAAAAAGAAAAUAUAUAAAUAUUUUUAUAAGACAAUUUGAUAUACCAAAUUCAUACUGUGCAAAUUCAUAUGCUGAGACAUUUAACUUAAUGAUGUGUACAUUAUUUUGUUUUUUAUGAAGACAGUUAAUUGAAGAACACGUUUAUUGGAUAUUCUUUAAAAGCAUUGUUUCUUUUAACUCAUGAUUAACCUCUUCCUGUCUGAGGCUUCUGUGUGUGCAUGUGAUCGCAGGCCUGAUGCUGAACACUGCGCUCAGCGGGUUAGCCUGACGCCAACUUGUGCACAUUUGUGUGCACAUUUUUAACAUGGGCCGAAAUAACAGAAUUGAUCGCUUUUGUUUUGGUUAUGUACACACACAGUCUGAAUAAUUCUACUUUUUUCUUUUUUUAAAAAGUUUUGGCAUUUUAUAGAUUUAUGCUUUGAACACUAGGGUAACGCAUUUUAUUUUCUCAUUGCUCUAUGACAACUAAGUAGCAGAUGAUUCAAGCAUAUUUUAAAUCAGAAACAUUUGGGUCAAUUUUGAAUAAUGCUAUUCAGUACUUCCCACUAAACUGACAAUAGCCAUUAUUUCUGCUUCCACUUCUGUUUUCCCACUGUAAUGGAGAAAUUUUUGAGAGGAAAUUACUUUGUUGUUUAUGGGAUUGUAUGCCUAUUUUCAUUAAGGUUAUUCUUACUAAGUUUGCCUUAAACACUGCUUUUCUAACUGCCAUUCUGCCUUUACUUUUUAUGGAAGUUUUCAAAGAAACUCUUUUUGUAUUCAAUCUGGUUUACUUUGUCCAUUAUGUUGGUAUUUAGUGAAAACUUCUGUUUCUUCCAAAUAAUAUAUUUUACCAUUUGGGGAUUUAAAUAAAUCAAAAUUAAAUAGUUUGUCUUACACUUUUGAACUUGAUGUAUGCAAGUUCAGGUAAUUUUUCAAAGAUAGUUUCGUAUAUAAAUGCAAUUUAAUUUUUAUUUACUCUUCUGUGCAGUUCUGCAAAUGUAAAAGAAUAAGCACAAUCUUAUAAAGGGUGUUGAGGCUCUUAUCCUGUGCUGUCAUUACAUAUAAUGUUUGCUUUGUAUUAUUUCAAAUACUUAUUUGAUUCUUGCUGUUUUUUACCCGGGGAUGAGAUGAGUAAGUAUUAAAUUUUGCAGCUAUGGUGUAUGUUAAUUUCCAAGCACUGUAUAAUGAUUGUUCAGUGAAAUUCAGACUUCUGUGUCAUUAAAAGUAAUGAGAGAGAAAUGUAACCAGUUGUUGUGGCGUAACAGGGACAGAAUACUUCUUCCCCUCUUCAUUGGUGUUUAUAGAACAGUUCGUCUGUGUGUGCUCCAUCUUUAAAGAAAAAGAAAAGCCUCUCUCUCCUGUUUGCGUUUAUCCUUUAUUUUCAAAAGCUACCCUUUUCUAACAGGAUUUUAUCAUGGCCUCGUAACUAAUCACAGGGAUGAAGGAAGGUAGUCCCAUAACUUAAAAUAUUUGUGCUACUUUCUCUCCUGUUAUAGGGAAAUUUUACAGAUCUUAAAAAGCCUAAGUUUUCGUUCUGUUUUUAUUUUACCAAGUCUGAAAUAUUUGAUGUGUUCGAGGGUUGUUUUCAUAGAACCGCAAACACUGACAUCCCAUUAGAUGACUAUUUUCCUAGAAUCCUCAAAUAGCAGCGGCAGAGUUGUUCUGUGGCUUGGUUGAAGCCAGAUAACCCUGCACCUGGUAAUUGGGUGAGCCUUUGGUCUUUGGAACAAUGUGAGUGAGUGAGGAGGAGGAUGAGGGAAGGGCAGAUGGAAAAGAGAAAUACGUGAUCUGGUUCUGGCCAUUUCUGAUUAUUUGGCCAGAGUUGUCUUUGAAAGGCCUCAGAGCGUGGCUGACUCCAUACGCUCAGCUUUCCCAACUUCUUGUUUUAUUUUCUUAUCCUUAGAUUUCGGUGUUGUACGAGGAGCAAGAAAAGCGACUCAUCAUCUCACACCCCACAGCAUUGUUAGCCUGGCAGUCUGCUAGUGUUGGCAUUUUGUCAUAAGAUGCUGAUCAACAAUCGAAGCCCAAGGUUCCUUUUACCAGUUGUCCACCUGCCCCUGUUCUUUUCUUGCUCAUUUCAUUAUAACCCACACUAGCAUUUUUCAGUGAGAGCUGGACUGAGGCCUAUUUGCGUUUUUCUCCCUUAAGCUUCUUAGGAAAAUGUACACAGUGCUUCACCACUGUGUUGUUUUGGUCAUGUUUGUGAUAUAUUUUUUUUUCUUUUUCUGAAGUGCUCCAAGGAACUACUUAAUGAAUUUUAUAAGCUUGCGCACGUCUUUAUUUUAAUUUAGUGUGAAAGAAAACAGGAAAAAAUGCAGGAAGAGUAAUUUAAUAUCAACCUCAGUUCAAGAUCCUGUUAUUAAGUUUAUCAGGUAACUCUGGACCUAGAACUGUGCCUCAAACUUCUGGAGUUGGAAAGCUUUAGGUAAUACUAGUUUUUGCUUCUGAUCUCUUAUCAUUAUUACUUCCCAACCUUUGUCCCUUUCUCUCAAGGAUUAAUGAGGUAGGAAAUUGAGAUGAAUAUAGACAAAAUGGUAGUAUGACAGGAAGUAUAAGUACGUAAGAGUACAGAUGAAUGUGUAUUAUGUACAUCUAUUCAAAAAUUAUGCAAAUUAGUGAUAUACUCAGGGUCAACUAAAUUACUUUCAUAUGUUGUUGGGUUUACUUUGUUCCUUGGCUAAAUAAAAUUCUUAACAGGAAUUUGUGUUUUGUGAAGCCAAACUGAUAAAAUCUAAAGGAUGUUGGGUUAUGCAUAAAUUACUAAACUUCGAUUUUUACUCCCAGAAUCUGGUUUUCAUUUUUAACGUACUAUGCAGGAUGAUGUAUUGGAUAAAACCAACUUUGUAAAUAUGUAAAUAUAAAUAAAUAAUAUCUCGAUUUAUUUCCCAGA
This is a messenger RNA of Hipposideros armiger (great roundleaf bat), 4680 nucleotides long. RefSeq names its product proline rich coiled-coil 1 (gene PRRC1). Gene Ontology annotation, cellular component: cytoplasm. The transcript has 10 exons. The record is from RefSeq and is a predicted model, not a curated record. The coding region runs from base 260 to 1603 and encodes 447 amino acids. Gene Ontology annotation, biological process: activation of protein kinase A activity. NCBI's taxonomy places the organism in Eukaryota, Metazoa, Chordata, Mammalia, Chiroptera, Hipposideridae. Gene Ontology annotation, molecular function: protein kinase A regulatory subunit binding.